Messenger RNA from Paramecium primaurelia, 935 nucleotides. The record is from the annotation of a GenBank genome assembly. Lineage: Eukaryota; Ciliophora; Oligohymenophorea; Peniculida; Parameciidae.
AUGUAAUCGUUUAGAAACAAAGAAUAUAUAUCUGAUUUAACAUUACCUUUAGUAACAGCGAUAAUUGUCUCUUAAAAAGAUUAAUUAGAAUUUUUAGGAUUUAUUGCUUCUCUAUUUUUAUCAAUAGCAGUUAGCACACCAACGAGAUUUAAAGAAUCGUAAAAGAAUAUGGGAAUGAAAUAAAGAUCUUAUUUAAUUGGAUGGAUUCUGUAUGGUUAUAUAAAAACUAUGAUGGUAUGAGGGUUAGAAAUAUUCUUUAGAAUACAAUAUCUUUAAUAUUCUUCUUGUGGUUAUUGACAUUGAUAAUAAAUGAUGGGGAUUUAUGGAUUUCAUACAAAAUCAUAUAAAAUAUUUUUAGUGUUUUUAUCGAGUAUUUAAAGUUAUUUAUCUAAAUAAUAAUAAUAGUUCAUCUCUAUUCUACUAUUGUAUGUCAAUAUUUCCAUAAUCUUCAAUUAGUUUUAUUUAUAUGAGUGCAUUAAAAAAAGGGUUAUUUAAUUCCAAGCUAUAAGUUCAGCUUAUCAAUUAUAUAAUGCAGCAUUGUAAAUUAGGAAUAGAAUCAUUUCUAUAUUUCCUCCUAUUUUUUAUUUGUAUCAAGUAUUUCCAAAUGAAUAUGGAGAUUAUUCUUUUAUUAGGAUUAUUUGGGAAAUCAAAAAAAUGUAUUUUGAAUGAUUCAUUAUUAGAUGAAUUCAUUCUCAUAAUUAUAAUGAGGGUUAUAGUAGUACCAGAAAUUAAAUAUAUGGAAAAAGUAUACAGUUUCUAUUAAGAAUUUAACAAAGAAAUUUGGUGAAUUUAAAGCUGUUGAUAAUUUAACAAUAUAAUUAUAUGAAUAGUAGAUUUUAUGUUUAUAAGGACAUAACGGUGCUGGAAAGACAACAACAAUUAAUAUGUUAACUGGAAUGAUUUAGAAAACAAAAGGAACAAUAAUAUUAAUGUGA